UCGAUCGAACACAAAGAGCUCAUCACAUCUUUCUAGUUCACCGGCCGUUGUCGAGAUGAAGCCCGCCGCGCAGCCGGUCACCGGCGUCCCCGUCGGCGGCGCCCCCGCCCCAGCCGCCUGGUCCUCCGGCCUCUUCGACUGCUUCGACGACUGCGGCCUCUGUUGCCUGACGUGCUGGUGCCCUUGCAUCACGUUUGGCAAGGUGGCGGAGAUCGUGGACAGGGGCUCGACGUCGUGCGGCACCAGCGGGGCGCUCUACGCGCUGCUGGGGUCGCUCACGGGGUGCCACUGGAUCUACUCCUGCACGUACAGGUCCAAGAUGCGCGCCCAGUACGCGCUCCCGGACGAGCCCUGCUGCGACUGCUGCGUCCACUUCUGCUGCGAGACCUGCGGCCUCAUCCAGCAGUACAAGGAGCUCAAGGCCCGUGGCUACGACCCCGACAUUGGCUGGCACCUCAACGUCGAGCGCGGCAACGGCGGCGCCGGUGUUGGCGGCGUCAACCCGCCCGGCAUGCAGGAGAUGGGCCGCUAGAUCGUCAAACUCUGCCGUACGUGUGGGUGGAGGAUCGCUCGAGCAAGUGUUCCAGGUGCUUGGUAAGUUAUUGCAUAGUAGUACGUACUUGUAGCUUUGUUAAGUUCCGAAUGCAUGUGGUGCGGUGGAGGAGUAUGUUGUAUUGGAGUACAUGGUGAUGUGAUAAGUUGCUGUCAGGAGUGGGAGGAGGAGCAAGCGGACAGGAGUAAUGCCACGAUGCAUUUUGUUCAGUGUACUGUAUAUUUGUAUUUAUUCAUCGUAUUGUAUAUUUGUACAAAUAAAAUCGAGCAAACGACGGGAUCACCGUACUUUUA
Messenger RNA from Triticum dicoccoides, 846 nucleotides. RefSeq names its product cell number regulator 10-like. The record is from RefSeq and is a predicted model, not a curated record. Bases 56 to 532 code for a protein of 158 amino acids. Lineage: Eukaryota; Viridiplantae; Streptophyta; Magnoliopsida; Poales; Poaceae. The transcript has 2 exons.